GCUGCGGUGCGCGUGUGUGUGUGUGUGUGAGAGAGAGAGAGAGAGUGUGUGUGUAUUACGUCGCCGCGCGCACAGACCGUGAGGCCGUUGUUGUUCACUCGAACAGCGCGUGGAAUUACAGAUUUUUUAAUAAAACGGAAAUCACAGCCGUACCUGACCAGACGUUAACGCAAAUGUAGAGUAUUUUUUCUUGUCUUUUGAUGUUUAUCUCAGCCAUGGCUGCGUUAAUGAUUAGAUUACAUUCAGCAAUGACUCCGCGAAAGUUUUGACCUUUAUAACAGCAGUUAUUGUUGGCUCUCCCAACGGAUCCUUCAAGACUCGAUCAAGGGAUCAAGACUCGAUUACGAAAUCUCAUGUAAACUCUAUAAAUGAAGAUUAAAAACAUCGGCACGCGCUUCUUCUCUCUGUCAAGCAUCGCACAUGGGGUGACACUGAGGAGCUUCCUGGGCCACUGAGACGUGACUUCGGGCUGGGCGUCUCAUUUCCUGUGCCCCUUCUGGCCCAGACAAGCUCAGACAAGCUGCCCUCUGAAUGACUACUGGCCGUCUGGUUGCAGGGCUUUGCCAAGCUGCCACCAUGAGCAAAUACUCCCAGUACUUCAACAAGUCCCUCGUAGGGGUCCACUAUCGCAUUGUCAAGAACAUGAGCCAGAAGGAAAUAAAAGACCGCAUGGAGAGUAAACAAAGCCUGAGCACCCUGAACAUUCUAUUUGUCAUAAUCUGCAGUAUCAUCAUUUUGGAAAACCUCUUGGUGCUCACUGCUGUGUUUCGCAAUAAGAAGUUCCACUCUGCCAUGUUCUUCUUCAUCGGGAACCUGGCCUUCUCGGACCUACUGGCUGGCUCCGCUUAUAUUGCCAACAUCUUCCUGUCAGGCCCUAAGACAUUUCAUUUGGUGCCUGUCCAGUGGUUCAUACGAGAAGGGACUACUUUCAUCGCACUGGCUGCCUCAGUUUUUAGCCUGCUGGCUAUCGCCAUAGAGCGCUACAUUGCUAUCACCAAGGUCAAAGUUUAUGGCUCCAACAAAACUUGCCGCAUGUUCCUUUUGAUCGGAGCAUGCUGGGUGAUGUCCAUCCUUCUGGGAGGUCUUCCCAUUAUUGGUUGGAACUGUAUUAAUAACCUGGGGGAUUGUUCCGCUGUCCUGCCUCUCAACUCCCGAUACUACAUCCUGUUUGUCGUCACCAUCUUCACCAUCAUCUUGCUGUCCAUUGUGAUCCUUUACGUUCGCAUCUACCUUAUUGUGCGUACCAGCCAACAAGAGGCCACCAAUUCUCCAGCUUAUGCUCUCCUGAAGACUGUCACGAUUGUGCUUGGCGUUUUCAUUAUUUGUUGGUUGCCUGCUUUCACCAUCCUUCUCUUGGACACUUCCUGUUCGAUGAAAGAAUGUCCUAUCCUCAACAACGCUGCCAUCUUCUUCAGCAUCACCACACUGAAUUCGGCGCUGAACCCACUGAUCUACACGUUGCGGAGCAAGGACAUGAGGAGGGAGUUCCUCAGGGUGCUUUGCUGCUGGGGACUGUUCAAUUGUGGCAGGCCUUCUCACCGCUGCAUGGUGCCACUCAGGAGCUCGAUUUCAAUGGAGCACUGCACCAACAAACACGAACACCAGUCAAUUCCCAUCAUGCAGGACUGCACUACAUGUGUCUGAUUACGUCUCCUCAGUGCCCAGGUGUUUGAAGACAAGGGGAGACCCCAUCUUGGAGGCAAGGCACAGAAGACAGAAGUGUUCAGAGACCUCACGGAUAAAACGAGAAUCAAAAUCAAUGCCUUUGGACUCAUGGACAUUUAGAGCAGAUAUCACAGCUGUGCUACUGGACUCCCACAUGUCCUUUGUUGCUUCUGUCCUUGCAAAAGUUCCUGAACAUGACAGAAUGAGACUUCCCCACGUAUUUGACAUUUUAAGGCAAAUGAAAGAAAGCCAAAUUCAAAUGGGAAUAUCCAUUUAAGCAUGAAAAAUCAAAGUUGCACUUUGUAGACUUCUAGGCAGCUUGGGAUUGUAUAUUUCUCAUAUGCUGACCAACCUACCGCAUACAAGAAGUAUCCUAUCCACAAGUAGACUACCACUGUUUUGGUUCAGAGAUGUGAGAGGACCGAUUGAAAUGUACAGAUCGACAAUGCACUCUGUGUGAACCAAACAAUGCAUGCUUGCAGAACCUCUCCUAAUGUAUUCAUCAAAUUAUUUGAUAUGCAUAACAUCCUUUGAUUACCAAGAAUAAAAGGAUUCCACUUCACUGUAUUGCAUGAAAGUCUAACCUGUGUAAAAACAAAUAUGUAUGGCCAACCUAUGUACAAUUGUCAAUGUUACUCCUCUUUGUAUUUUAUUUUUCUUUAACAUUGCUAUUUUUUUCCUAAGAGGAAAGCACGAUCAGAAUGUGAUCACUGAAUUCCUGAUACGAGUUUCUCUCAGCAGCUGAAAUGAAAGCUGGUUGUAGCUUCGCUGCGGCAGCGUGUGCUUCGUUUUUGUGCCCUCUUGAUGAAUGGAACUGAAUAUAAGAAUGAAGUGUAACGAGCGAACAUUUUCGCUGAUCGACAGUAUUACCGAACAUCAUUGUUCUCCUGUUGAUUAUUGAGCUUGCAGCAACAAGAACGGGCACUCACUGUGAAGUCUUAAUGACAUUUAAAGUUCAUUGAAAUUGAUACGCCAUUGAUAAGGCAGGAAACUUUGAGAUUAGGACAAAUUUGGGCAUGCCUUUCUCUCUUUUUUGAAGGCAUAUUCAUUCUGAGAUAUGGGGGUUGUUAGGUGUUAUGCUGUCUUUUAAUAGGCCAAAAGUCUUUAGAAGAAACAUUAAACUUCCUGCAACCACUGAAGUCCAGUGUUUUCAUGCUUCCUCCUGUUGUUAGGGACUGACCUUGAUGUUCCCAUACGUUAAUAUCAUCAGUCCAACACUUUCACUCACACAAUCACAGCCUUGACUGUUUGAUCCCAACAUGUUUUAGUUUCCUUUGCUGGUCAGUUUAGUUCAGCAGAGAAAGCACUUUGGCAGCUCUUCCAAUACCGACCUAAUGUAUUUUGGUUUUUCUUUUUUUCAUGCAUUAAGAGUUUAAGCCUGUGUGUGGAUCCCUUUCACUCCGUUCAGUGUAAAACAUUGCCUACCCUGUGGAACAAUGUUUGUUUUAUAUGAUAAAUGUAUGAAAGUGCAUAUGUAUCUUUGUACAGUAUGUAUGUAAUGUGUAUACAUAUAGAAUGUCUUGUGUGCAAUAGCCUUGUGUUUUAGUAGCAAGCUACCUGUGCUAAUUCGGUACAAUCCCAAACACUAAUGUAGGUACAUGCACAUUAGUUCAUUCCUUUUUUUAAAUAAAAAUAAAUUGAAUUAAAAAAAAAAAA
This is a messenger RNA of Cyprinus carpio (common carp), 3321 nucleotides long. RefSeq names its product sphingosine 1-phosphate receptor 2-like. Gene Ontology annotation, biological process: sphingosine-1-phosphate receptor signaling pathway. NCBI's taxonomy places the organism in Eukaryota, Metazoa, Chordata, Actinopteri, Cypriniformes, Cyprinidae. Gene Ontology annotation, molecular function: sphingosine-1-phosphate receptor activity. The record is from RefSeq and is a predicted model, not a curated record. Gene Ontology annotation, cellular component: membrane.